GCUCUUUCUCUCUGCCGUCUAAGUAUUUGUUCGUUCGUUCGUUUCCCUUAGCCCCCCCAACGACUUCAAAGGACUCUUGUUGAGCCCGCUCCAUCCAUCCUUCCAUUGAGUUGAAGUUUGGCCUCCCUCCCGUUCAUCCUUUCGUGUGCACCGCGAAGAGAAGCAAAGUCUCAAGUUCGUUUUGGCCUUAGUGCGGCUCGAUUGACUCUCUCUAGUUGUUAAAACGCAGAAUCGUGCAGUACAAGUCUGGACAAACACGCGGUGCAACAAGACGACCUCUUCCUUAUUGUGGGGAAAAUCGACAGGAUUAUUCUAAGAGAAGCGGUGCUUAGGAUUGCUAUUGCGAGGCGUUGCUAAGGCUGGCUUGAACACAUUCUGCUUAAUCUGAGGUGAUCCCCAAGGGGAUUGUCAUAUCUGCAUGAGAUCGGAUUGAUGGAUUGUUACUUGAAGUGGUGGCAGGCAUCUUGACGCGACUUGUUAAAAGAGGUUGGCUCAAACUUUUACUUUUGAAAAGGUGAUGACCAAAGAUGACUUUGGCUUUGGCUUUGUGAGUGUUUUUAGCCGUCUCUUCUGAUAGGCGUGUUCUGAUAAUUGAUGGAGACAUUCUGUUUGGCUAAUCUUACAGAGGCCGACCUUGGGUCCUCAGCGUCCUCGAUCCAUAGUACCGAAGUGAAUAGUCCCGAAAGCGAGCAAUCCUCGUCUAGUUUGUCGCCCAAACGUCAUGGUGACCCGACCAAUCCGAGUAUUGGUAGGAUUGCCCCCCAAGUGGACGUAACCACGGUCUGUCUCAUCUGCGGCGACCAGGCCAUUCGACAUGUUCACUAUGGUGGCCGAUGUUGCUUUUCGUGCAAAGCAUUCUUUCGAAGAGCAGUGAAUUGGCACAAUUCGAAAGUCAAACUCUUUCAGUGUCGAAACGUGCAAAACUGUCGUAUCGACAUAAAAUCGAGGAAAUGCUGCCAAUACUGUCGAUUCCAGAAAUGCCUAGACACGGGCAUGAACCCUUCAUGGGUUCUCUCAGACGAUGAGCGUCAACAACGAUUCCAAAAACGAAAGGCCAAGCAACAACAUCAACUCCAACAGCGUCGCCAGAAGCCAGGUCCAAAGGAGGAAAAGUGUUCCCAACUUUUCAGGAACCACAGACACCACGACGACAACGACGAGGACGACGACUCCACUACAUCACUUCAGAGGCAUGGCCUUUCCAAAAGAAUGGCCUCAAGGUCUAGUCUGAACCAGCGGCGAGGUCGAUCCCGGCCUUCUCAGGCACAUGGAACACACCACAGUAGUACGGAAGCCAGCUCUUCUAUCAGUACAAAAUUGGGCAGGCCUGCGUCCUCGUCCUCGCAGCCUCGCCGUGGAAAGGCUAAGGCCUCUGUGUCCGGUCUGGACACUUCUAAUGGUACAGAAUGGUCAUCAUCGCUUUGCAAGGAUGAAAAUUCCCUCUCAGCUCAACAGGAUCAUCAUUCACUCCAAUCUCUAAAAGUUCGACUAACCCGCAAUCAAAAUAGCCAACCCGUCUCCUUAUCCGCCAACACCACCAGUACCACCACAUCGAGAUCAGACAUAUCUUCGCCCGCUUUGCCUCUCGAUGAUACUAAGCCAAGUUGCGAAGAACUUUGUCGAUCUUGGUUUGCACUCAACCACAAUGAAAAGGCCGAACUGGACCAUCUUGAGAACCUUUUCCAGCGCUCGUGGAGUGGUGAUGUCCGCCAACUCAAACUCAAAUGCAAGUGGUCGGAUUGGCAGGCUCAAUUCCUGGCUUUGGAUGAGAAUACUGCGGAUGACUCGAGUAACGACUCCAAUGGCCAAGGCCAAAAUGACAACCCUCGGGAGAAGGUUUCCGAGAAAGAGGACUCGAUCAGUGAUCUGUUCCAACAAUCUCUGAAGAAAUCCAGUAAGGAUUGUCUCAUUCGGUCGUUGUACCUUCUCCAAGAGGUCUCUGCCUUCCAGGAUCUGUCCACGUUCGACCAAGAACAGUUAUUCAUCACGAACAUGUCCGGCUUAUCGUACCUGCAAUCCGUUCAGUAUCAGUUGAUCCACAGUCGUCAGAAAGAAUUUCUCGUGUUUUCCAAGGAUUCGAUCCGAUUCUCACACAUCCAAGAGAGCUCCACGACUUGUGUUCUUCAAUUAGAAGAUGACAGCCAUCAAUCUUCAUCCGCAAAAAUGAUCUCGAUGAAUCAGUCCGUCAACUUGGAGAAAAUCGUCCGCAUUUUCGGACACUUUCAAUUGCCUCGCUUAGUCCACAUGUUGUUAAUGUUGAUUGUGAUAUUUUCCAAUGAUACCCUAUUCAUGAGGGAGAUCGGAAACAAUGAGCUGGUCGAGCAAUGUCAAAUUCACUACCUGAAUUUGCUUGAGAAAUACCUGUUUUCAAAUUUCCAACGUGAUCGCGCCAUGUCGAUACUCGCUCAAUUAAUACGGGUGAUUCUUCUUAUGAGAGAUGACAUCUUGGACCGACCGUUGAUUUGCCACUAGUACCCCGAAUUGAGUACAAAAAAAAUUCCUGUGAAAGGGUCAACUGACCAGAUAUCCAAAUGAAUGAUAGACAUAUUCACAGAGCUCUAUAUUUUGAAAGAAUGACCUUAGUAAUUUAUGGAUGCUUGUCAUGAUAAAUCCGAAAUAACUGAACCUGUGAAUAGGCGAACGAAGACGUAUUUGUCUCGUCAAUGGCAAGAUAAGAUAUAUCAGGCCUGUGUUGGAAACAACCAUCGCAUUCUUCCUCUAACCUUCCUCUUGACCUUAUAUGCUUCGAUAAUAAAGUAUCACACCAUGACGCCGUGAACGGAAAUACGUA
Molecule: messenger RNA, 2791 nt
Organism: Tigriopus californicus
Lineage: Eukaryota; Metazoa; Arthropoda; Copepoda; Harpacticoida; Harpacticidae
Exons: 3
Coding region: 595-2472 (625 amino acids)
Biological process (GO): negative regulation of transcription by RNA polymerase II; positive regulation of transcription by RNA polymerase II; cell differentiation
Molecular function (GO): RNA polymerase II cis-regulatory region sequence-specific DNA binding; nuclear receptor activity; zinc ion binding
Source: RefSeq, a predicted model, not a curated record